Ostrea edulis (European flat oyster) is the source of this 3655-nucleotide messenger RNA. RefSeq names its product mucin-2-like. The record is from RefSeq and is a predicted model, not a curated record. Lineage: Eukaryota; Metazoa; Mollusca; Bivalvia; Ostreida; Ostreidae. The coding region runs from base 60 to 3044 and encodes 994 amino acids. The transcript is spliced from 11 exons.
UGUUCCGGUUUUUCCCGCAUAAGAAUAUACAAAGAAAAUAAGUAUGUGUAUUAUCAUUGAUGUUUGACUGUGUACAAGUAUAUAAUGUUGUCAUAGUUAUGGGUAAACUGAAUUUUAUAGUCUCGUUAUGUUUGUUAUGGACAGCAUGUUUAGCUCAAGGCACCAAACAAAAGGUUUUUCCCCAGUCCGCCUAUCGCACCUGGGUGGAUGCAGAGUCCAGUUGUAGAAAGGACGGCUUGGGUCUCCUCCUGAAUCUGAAUACGGCAACAUCCUCCUCCUCCACGGAACUAGAGGACAGUAUUACGGACCGUGACCCUUACUGGACGGGCGGAUACAGGCUAAGUUUGUUCUACUGGAAUUACGGGUGCUUCACAUCGGCUUCGGUUGCACCUUACAUAUACAUAGAUACCAUUGGUGGUAACGGAAAUACAAAUUCUGUUACACAAUGUGCGAUUUUCUGCGGCAAGAAAAAACGGUGGAUUGGACUAUUGAAAAGUUUCUGCUACUGUCUGGAUCUGAGUGAUGGUGACCGCCAAACUUCUUUGGUUACGUCACAAUGCCGUACACCGUGCCCUGGUGAAAAGCGAGAUGCCUGUGGUGAUGAUGAAGCGAUGUCUGUUUACAAACUUUUAAACGGGACUGAGAUAGCAGACAACAUUGCAAACGAACGUCUGAAAGACAACCAAAGAUGUACUUAUAUAGCAAACAAUACGGGAACGAUGGAAUGGAAGAUGGAUGACUGUGCUCAGAAGAAAUUAGUUCUGUGUGAAAACAAGACGAAGAGUGGCGUAGAAUUCGUGACUCCACAUAACACCGUACAGGACUGGUUCACGGCCACUCAGAACUGUCGGGAUAAGAAUAUGGAAAUGGCGGUCGUCACUCUCAAGGAUAUAAAUCGUAAAUCCAUCAACAGAUUACCACCUAAUAUCCAAGUAUGGGUCGGCUUAUACCGACAUGAUCUAUCCCUUUGGACAGACAAAGAUAUGAAGGACGAUCCCACAAGUUGUCUGGCGGUGGAGAAAGAUACGUUUGGAGAUCUCAUCAGAAAAUGGCAUCCUUGUUCCAACCAAUACAAAUACGUUUGUCUCAGUGACGGAGCAUCGCCAACAGUGGAGUCUGCUGUUAUUGGAACACCAGCUCCGACAACAAUGUCAACAGAACAAACAACAAUUAUAACAACAGGAGAAACAACUAUUCCCACAACAGUACAAACAACUAUUCCCACAACAGAACAAACCGUUUAUCCUACAACAGAAGAAACCACUAUUCCCAUAACGGAACAAACCAUUAUUCCCACAACAGAACAAACCACUAUUCCGGCAGUAGAAAAAACCACCAUUCCGACAGUAGAACAAACCACUGUUCCCACAACAGAACAAACCACUAUUCCCACAACAGAACAAACCACUAUUCCCACAACAGAACAAACCACUGUUCCCACAACAGAACAAACCACUAUUCCUACAACAGAACAAACCACUGUUCCCACAACAGAACAAACCACUGUUCCCACAACAGAACAAACCACUGUUCCUACAACAGAACAAACCACUGUUCCCACAACAGAACAAACCACUGUUCCCACAACAGAACAAACCACUGUUCCCACAACAGAACAAACCACUAUUCCCACAACAGAACAAACCACUGUUCCCACAACAGAACAAACCACUGUUCCCACAACAGAACAAACCACUGUUCCCACAACAGAACAAACCACUGUCCCAACAACAGAACAAAGCACUGUCCCAACAACAGUACAUACCACUGUUCCCACAACAGAACAAACCACUAUUCCCACAACAGAACAAACCACUGUUCCCACAACAGUACAAACCACUGUUCCCACAACAGAACAAACCACUGUUCCCACAACAGAACAAACCACUGUCCCAACAACAGAACAAACCACUGUCCCAACAACAGUACAUACCACUGUUCCCACAACAGAACAAACCACUAUUCCCACAACAGAACAAACCACUGUUCCCACAACAGUACAAACAACUAUUCCCACAACAGAACAAACCACUGUUCCCACAACAGUACAAACAACUAUUCCCACAACAGAACAAACCACUGUUCCCACAACAGAACAAACCACUAUUCCCACAACAGAACAAACCACUCUUCCUACAACAGAACAUACCACUAUUCCCACAACAGAACAAACCACUAUUCCCACAACAGAACAAACCACUGUUCCCACAACAGAACAAACCACUCUUCCGACAGUAGAACAAACCACUCUUCCCACAACAGUACAAACCACUGUUCCCACAACAGAACAAACCACUCUUCCCACAAAAGAAAAAACCACUCUUCCCACAACAGAACAAACCACUAUUGCGACAACAGAACAAACCACUUAUCCGACAACAGUACAAACCACUUAUCCGACAACAGUACAAACCAUUAUUCCCACAACAAUUACACCACCCAGUACAGAGACCCCUGAGAACGUAUCUGAUACCAUAAAGCCAAAUCGAGCAAAAUCGAGUAGUCACUCCGAUAAAAUCCCCACAACAGAGCUGAUUGUAGUGAUCAUCGUGUUUGCUGUGGUAGUGUUACUUGCUGCUUUUGUUUUUAUACAGUGGUUAGUUAGAAAACGUAGAAAGAAAUCCGUGAACCUAAACCGACGGAGUACCGAAGUAACCUUUAAAGGGGAGGAUGAGAUGCUGAUUAGAUCGUAUCAUUUCUCAGGAGAAACACCAAAAAUGUCUCCAAAACCGCUUCCUAGAAUUGAUAUUGAGGCAGGUUCUCUCGAGGUCCUCUCAAACAUUGCAGAUAAUCAACAAAACCUAAAUGGAAGUAACAACACCUUGGACAUUCCGUGGAUAGACGCCUCAAGGAACGCUCUUGACAAUAUAAGUCAUUCUCGUGAUAUUGAGCUUCCUUCGGAAAAUAUAGGCGCCAGAUAUCAGUCUGCGCCUGAAUUGGAUCGCAUAAGUGAUGGCACGGACGAGGAAGAUAAAACAUCAAGCUCCACCUUCAUGAGGACAUUUUCAAAACAAAAUCACCCAGUCAUUGAAUCUGACCUAUAAAGCAAUGUUUCGUGUGAGUUACUAAGACACACAGAACAAAAAUAUUACUGCUGAAGUUUAAUUUUCUCGUAUAAUAGAAUGCAAUACUUUGCUAUACUUUCAAUAAUAAUGUGAAACUAUAGAAAGUGACAGAGGUACAGUCUCAACAGUCACAAUAUUACUAAGUGACAGAGGUACAGUCUCAACAGUUACAAUAUUACUGAGUGGUUUAUGUUUGAAAAGACACACAACUGUCCCUGUUGUCACGGUUGUAUUUCAUUGAAAGCAAUGACUGGUUAACCAAUGGUAUACACGGGAUGUGAUUUCUAACCUUCAUUGUCCUUUUCGCGUAGUGCAAAUUUAUUCUUUUGUCAUCCUUCAAGCAAUGCUGUUAUAUAUGUUGCAUAUAGUGUAACAAAGAAAGAUGGAAAACAUCAUGCAAACUACCAGAUGAAAUACUAGUAACUAGUCUUUCUUGAAAUGUAACACAUUGAUAGAAGAUCAGGUAGAUUAGAAGUUUCCAUGUUCAUUAACGUUUUUAUUAGUAUUAUUAUUUUACAUAUUAAAACCCGGUGACAGAAUAUACAAUUUUAUAUGAAUUUGCGAUUAGAAAUAAAUAUAGUCCAAAUUUA